Messenger RNA from Aspergillus chevalieri, 1431 nucleotides. It is a transcript of the gene mmm1, whose product is annotated as ERMES complex subunit MMM1. The transcript has 3 exons. NCBI's taxonomy places the organism in Eukaryota, Fungi, Ascomycota, Eurotiomycetes, Eurotiales, Aspergillaceae. The record is from RefSeq and is a predicted model, not a curated record. The coding region runs from base 1 to 1431 and encodes 476 amino acids. Gene Ontology annotation, biological process: phospholipid transport; mitochondrion organization. Gene Ontology annotation, cellular component: endoplasmic reticulum; ERMES complex. Gene Ontology annotation, molecular function: lipid binding.
AUGAGUCUUCAUAACGAAACCUCGCCGGUGCCGGCUCCACCCUCGCUUUCAUUUACACAGGGGUUUCUUCUCGGACAGCUCUCUGUCGUGCUGUUGAUCGGAGCUUUUAUCAAAUUCUUCAUUUUCGGCGAAGCACCUCCGUCCCCAUCCCGUGGACUUUCCCACCGCAACGCAACCCAGAGGCGAACCAACUCCGUCUACAAUGCUUCUCCGAACGAAGAGACGACCAGAUCAUUGAGAGAAAAGCCUUCCACAACAAAUGUCCUCCGUCCGGUGCCCUCAUCCGCAACGAACACCCGAUCCAUCCUCCGCAAAACCUACUACAAUGCUAUCCCUUCCACGCCCUCCAAACAUGGUCGUCAGAGGAUGCACCAUUCGUCGCAUCAGCCGGAAUCGAUGGACUGGUUUAAUGUGCUGAUUGCUCAGACCAUUGCACAAUAUAGACAAACGGCCUAUUUGCUGAAGGACUCGCCUACAUCGUCGAUUCUCAGCUCCUUGAACGCGGCGUUAAAUAACCCGGAGAAGAAGCCGUCCUUCGUGGAGAAGAUCGCAGUUACGGAUAUCUCUCUAGGAGAAGAAUUCCCGAUUUUCAGCAACUGUCGCAUUAUUGCUGUUGAUGAUCCGAAUACCGAUGGUGGGCGACUCCAGGCGUUAUUAGAUGUUGAUUUGAGUGAUGAUAAUCUCUCAAUCGCUGUUGAGACGUCGUUGGUACUUAACUAUCCCAAACCGCGCUCGGCUAUCUUACCCGUCGCACUGUCGGUCUCCGUUGUUCGGUUCUCGGGAACGUUGUGUAUCUCUUUGGUCCCAGCAUCUACACCUCCCCUCCACACUCCAUCUCCAUCUCCAUCGCGCGAUGCAGAUGCGCGCCCGCAAACUGGUUCUGCUGAAACCAACCAAUCGGCCGCUGAUGCGCAAGAUGAUUCCACGAGGUCUACUAGUCCGAAGAGCAACGUUGCAUUCUCGUUUCUUCCGGAUUAUCGACUCGAUCUCUCGGUCCGCUCGCUCAUCGGCUCACGAAGUAGGCUCCAGGAUGUGCCCAAGGUUGCACAACUGGUCGAGGCACGGGUGCAUGCAUGGUUUGAAGAACGGGUUGUCGAGCCCCGAGUCCAAGUCGUGGGAUUACCGGAUCUCUGGCCUCGUAUGGGUCGGACCGGCGUGAGGACAGGUGAUGAAUCUGAAACAGCCUCGAACCCAGCAUCGCACACCGGCCAAGCUACCGAUAUAGCCGUCCCCAUCCAGAAUGAUGAGAAUGAUAGGGAAGCACCAGGCCUGAGGUUCCGUGGGUCGCGCCCAUCAUACGAUAGUGCUUCGCGGACCAGCAGCUAUAACGUCGAGACGGGUGGCCUUCGGAGUCGGAGUAUGACUCGGGAUGAUAGCGGCGGAGAGUUCCAGAUGCCUGGUUCUUUGCCCGGCGGGGUGAUUCCUAACUGA